Oryza brachyantha (malo sina) is the source of this 893-nucleotide messenger RNA. RefSeq names its product NDR1/HIN1-like protein 10. Gene Ontology annotation, biological process: defense response to other organism. The record is from RefSeq and is a predicted model, not a curated record. The coding region runs from base 17 to 643 and encodes 208 amino acids. NCBI's taxonomy places the organism in Eukaryota, Viridiplantae, Streptophyta, Magnoliopsida, Poales, Poaceae. The transcript has a single exon.
GCGGCGGCGCCGCGCCAUGUGCUACGAGUCGGAGUGCUGCGGCGGCUCGUCGCGGUACCGCAGGUUCGCGCUCGGCUUCUGGUUCGGCCUCGCCAUCCUCGCCACCACCGCCGCCGCCGUCGUGCUCGUGGUCGCCUACGCCCGCGUCUCCCGCCUCAGCGUCGCCGUCGACGACGCCUCCCUCACGCGCUUCACGGCGACCGCCACCUCCGUCGCCUACAACCUCACUGUGGCGCUCGUCGUCCGCAACCCCAACUGGGCAAUGGGCGUCACCUACCGCUCCCUCGAGGCGUCCUACCUCUUCAGCGGCAAGCGCUUCGACAGCGUCACCGUCGUCCAGCCGGGCUACACGCAGGCGGCGAGGAAGACGGCCGUGUUCCGCCUCACCUCCGGCUCCGACGCGGCCCAGGCCUCGCUGGGGAGCGCCGGCGUGCAGGAAUACAAGAAGGAGAGCGCCGCCGCCGGCGUGUUCGACGUCGAGGUGGACCUGUCCGGCGAGGUGAAGUACAAGCUGCACCGGGCGUCGUGCAGGCUUGAGGCCAAGUGCCCGCUCAAGCUGCAGCUCGCCACGCCCGACGCCAGCAGCGUCGUCUUCCAGAAGGUCACCUGCGAUGUGCUCCGCUCGUCGCAGAGUGGGUGCUGAACUGCUGAUGCGAAUGAUCAUCGUCCAACUAUCUCAUUGCUGCAGUGCAGCAGACAGCUCACUACUCGUGUUCUGAUUUAUUUCCUUUUUUAUUAUUUAUUUUGGUUGAGGUGAAUGCUUGUGUUCAUGAUUAACUCUGCACAAAUUCGUGCAUCCAUGUAUAGUUGAAUUUACUUCUGACUGAUUGAGUUUGUUCUCUCUCUCUCUUUUUUCUUCUGUUCUAUGGUUGAAUCAGUUCUUCUGUGUGUGU